AUGUGUUUUUCUUUGCAUAUCCCAAGUGUCUCUGAUUUCCGCACCCAUACCGAAAGUUUCCUGCGGGUCUUCAGCGUCGGCGAUAACGGCUACACAUGGAUCAGGGAGAUCGUAAACGAAGGCAAGACUCGUCCUCUUUCUCAUAUGCUCAGGCUACUGAGCUGUACAGGGAUCGCAAGGGAUACGACCCGUCGUGACAGCGCCACACAUCGGGAGACAUGCGAGGAGAAAAAGGUUCAAGCUAUUUCCAAGGCAAAACUCCACGAAAGCGGUUAUCAAAAGCGUAAACGCAAGCACUCUGAAGUUAGAGCUGAGGACUCCAAAGGCGCUAUGGUUGGUGGCAGGUCAGAACGUCGCCGGCCAGAUUGUACUCCACCUCUCGGAAAGGCAAGGAGGUCCUCCAGCAACGCCUAUCCAACCUACCCGAAUCCGCUAUAUGCGAGCGCUGCUGCCGUUUCCAGAAGUUCCCGUGCUAGGCCUUCCGUACUGACUCCGAAAGCUGGCCGACCACGCCUAUGCCGCCGGCCUUGGGUUUCUGGCUACACAAGAAGAUAA
Drepanopeziza brunnea f. sp. 'multigermtubi' MB_m1 is the source of this 555-nucleotide messenger RNA. The record is from RefSeq and is a predicted model, not a curated record. Lineage: Eukaryota; Fungi; Ascomycota; Leotiomycetes; Helotiales; Drepanopezizaceae.